This is a messenger RNA of Sphenostylis stenocarpa, 924 nucleotides long. The record is from the annotation of a GenBank genome assembly. Lineage: Eukaryota; Viridiplantae; Streptophyta; Magnoliopsida; Fabales; Fabaceae.
AUGUUGAGGUUUGCAGCAUAUCCAAGAACACCUUUCUUCUUCUCUCUGUUGCUCAUGCCAUGUACUGUCUCUGAGCUCAACUCUACGUUUAAGAUGUCCAGUAACUGUGGAACAGUUGUGGAGAUUCCAAUUCCAAGCUAUUGUAAAGUUAAGGUACCAUCAAAUUUCUGUUUUGGAUCUCAUGAAUGCCACCAUCACCAUCAAGUACACCGUUCUAUAUGCUUAGAGCUUCAUAGACUCAUUGAUAGAGUUUUGCAUGUAAUUUUAGAUAUUGAAUCUGCUAGACCAAAUUGCAAGUUAGCGAUCCAGGCAUUGUGCUCAUUAAACUUCACUUUGGCAAAAGCCAAGUCAGUGAUCAAAGAUUGUUCUAGGUGCAGUAAACUAUACCUGGCAAUCACCUCCGGCAAGAUACUUUCAAGAUGUCAAAAACUAGGAAACGCUUUUGACCUGUAUUUGACACAGAUUCAAGAUACUGUUCCAUUACCAUUGGCUGAUAAGAUAUCUGCAACACUACAUGACCUUAGGGGUACAAAAUUUUCCAUGGAAUCUGCAGAAGACGAGGCUAGGAAGGUACUACUUUCACUGUUUAAGAAGAAUUUUCCUGAUGAAGCUUUUAUGGAAAAGGAAGAACUUGAAGCUAUACAAAUUGCAACUUCUAAAUUGGAGAUCAAAUCCGCUUUCUGUCUCUUAGUAGAGAAAGCAGCAAUAAAGAAGCAGCUUGAUGAAGUGAAUGAAACAAACCCAAAGGAGAAGGAGCUUCUAGAAUACCUUUUGCAUCUCUUGAUCAAAUAUGGGAAAUCCAUUUGCCAGUUGCAAAAUGGAGGCCACUCACUGAAACAUGAAUGUGAUGAUCAGUCCUUUGAGCAUGAGUUGGUUGUUGAUGAAGCAAUAUGUGAGCAUCAAGUGAAUGAUGAAGAUUUAUGA